Lymnaea stagnalis (great pond snail) is the source of this 13196-nucleotide messenger RNA. NCBI's taxonomy places the organism in Eukaryota, Metazoa, Mollusca, Gastropoda, Lymnaeidae. The record is from the annotation of a GenBank genome assembly.
AUAAUCGUAAAAGUGUCUGCCAUAUUUGGUUUUCCCCUACCAUAUUUAGCAACAGAUUCUGAGUACUUAAAUGAUUUAUUGGCUUUAAAAUACAGUCGACCAUGAGUUACAGUAAGUCUGAUAAUUUCUCAGUUGUUGCUGGACGAGAUGGAUCGAGGUCAUUUAAAGGUAGGGCAAUAAAGUUUUAUUGAAAUGAGGACGUUGUCGUUAUAGUUAUUAAAAUCGGGAUAAAGGACGUUACGACAUGGCAUGGGGCACAGCGUUAUACUUAUACUUACUUAUUACUUGUACCUCAUUUCGAUAACCAGUACCAGUGGUUGGUACCAAUUAUUAGAUAAAAGAUACUUAUGGUUUUGGUUUAAGGCCAAAAGAAUGAGUUGAGUUAGACCUGUACAGGAAGAAGUCUUGGAGGUUCCCCCAGGUCCACUUCCAUCUACUCACUGUUUAGGCAGUUUAGGGCUGUCCACAGCACUGUACUAAAACAAUAUCGAUGUUUGUAUUCACAUAAAUGCAAGUUUUUGUUUUCUUAUUUUAUUUUUUUUUAACUGGUGGGGGGGGGGGGCGUGUCUCCCCUCCCCAGAGGAUUUCUUUGUUUCUUAUUUUUGUAUUUAAAGUGAGGGGAGGGGUUUGGGGAACCUGCCCAGUCCCUAGGCCUAGAAGAUAAUUCCAAAGCAAUUUAAGCGGUAGUCUCCCUUUCGUUACCGAAGUUUUAACAAACAGGUAUUUUCAUUUUCAACUACCAUAUCUUCUGGCAUAUAAGACGACUGGUUGUAUAAGAUGACCCCAUACUUUUCCUUUUAAAAUAUAUUACUAAUAUAGUAUAGGGUUUGUGCUGUAUCAUACCAGCUUAUAAGACGAACUCCGGCGUAUAAGACGACCCCCGACUUUUGAAAAGAUUUUCAUUGGUUUAAAAGUCGUCUUUAUAUGCCGGAAAAUACGGUAAUCAAAAUACAGCACUUUUGGUGCGUGUCUUUUAUUUUCACCGUUGUUGGGUCUUGGGGUAUAAUAUAAUAAGCAAAGGAUGUGUUUCUUUUUUUCCUUUCUUUUGAAAGGUGUAAAUUUAAUCUUAAUACAAAUUAAUGGAAGAUUUCAUUUUAAUUUACUUCAUAUUAACCGUAUCGUUAUAAUACAAGUAAUGCUCAAUAAAGAGCAGGAAUGUUAUCACUGAGUGAAUAUCACACACAUCGUUCGGGUCCCACAAUUAACAGGUCUUUCACCCGAAGUCUAGUGUUGGAAUUCCCCAAAGUUAUGUCAUUGCGCUUAGGAUGAGACAACUCUUGGCAAAAACCCAUACCGUUAUCCCAAAAUUUACCCAGGCAGCUGACAGAGUUGGGGCCCCUUUCAUGUUUCAAACAUGUGCAUAUAUUUUAAAAACUUUAAAAAAAGGGCGGGCCUUUAUCUAGCUCAGGCCCCUGACAAGUGCCAUGGUUGUCCCCCCUAGAUGCGGGCCCAGAUUAUGUGAGGCUUUUCUUGAAUUAGUGCCUUGGCCUUACUAUGGAAAUCUACCUAUUCAGACUUGAAUAUAUAUAUAUAUAUAUAUAUAUAUAUAUAUAUAUAUAUAUGAAAAUAUUAUUGUUCUGAUCUGAAGUACUAUUUAGUAUUUAAAUAGUUAAUAUAGCCUUUAUCUAGCUCAGGCCCCUGACAAGUGCCAUGGUUGUCCCCCCUAGAUGCGGGCCCAGAUUAUGUGAGUCUUUUCUUGAAUUAGUGCCUUGGCCUUACUAUGGAAAUCUACCUAUUCAGCCUUGAAUAUAUAUAUAUAUAUAUAUAUAUAUAUAUAUAUAUAUAUGAAAAUAUUAUUGUUCUGAUCUGAAGUACUAUUUAGUAUUUAAAUAGUUAAUAUUUUAUUGAUGUCCAAUAAUAGAAUAGUGGAGUUUUCGGUGGCAUAGAAAGAGAGAGUGGGCGCUGUUUUCUCAUUGCAAUGCCAGACUGACGUGAGAUCACAGGAGUGCAUAGAGUUCCUAGAGAGAUAUAUCCUUCCAGGCUCACUUAUAUCAGACUGAUGGGCAAACACAGAAUCUACUAACAAUCUGUUGUUGCUCAUCAACAGAAUUGUGUCAAUCCUAAAGACUAAGACUAUUGAAAAUAUGGGGAUACACGCAAAAUUCAAACUGAAAAGACAGUUUGGUUCAAGCCAUGAUCUUUUCCCUUCAUAUUUUCAUGAGUUCAUGUCCCAUAAUCAUUUUCGAGGGAGAUGAUAUAACUCAAACUCUUGAUUUCUUUUCAUAUAUUAAAAAUGUUAAAAAUUUUCUACUUGAUGUGAUAAAUUAUUUUUUUUAAAGUUUUUCUAUUUUAAAAAAUGUUGUCUUUAUAUAGUCUAUGCACUGAAAUGAAUAUGUCAUAAAAAACAAUAACCGUUCAAAUAGCACUUCAAACCGGAACAAAGUGAUUUUUUUCACAACCGAUGCUCAAGUGGUAGAUUAACUUUACUACUUAGACCUAUUUCUAUCAAUUUCUGAUUUCAAUAGACUUAACUAAAUACUAAGUCUACUGAAUUAACACAUUUGCUUCAUUGGUAAAAUAAACUAUAAUCUGAAUAGCCUAAUGUCAGUAUUAAAGUAUGAAUGAAAAAUUUAUGUUUUUUUGAAAACUCACAAGGUGGAAAAAAUUAUAAGGUGUCACACACACUGGUCACACAUGAGCAGUACAAUUACAUUUAGACCCAGGGUUGCCAAUCAUUCGUAAAAAGUGUAGGUCCUUAAGAAUAGAAUUGAGCUAAUUUUUAGUAGAUUAGGUCUGUCUAUUAAAAUAAGCAAGCUAAAAGUAAAAGGCUUGGCCUAGAGAUGUUGACCAAAUUAUUAUAUUUAUUUUCUUUUACUGUUUUACCUUAUGUUGAAAUUCUAGGAGACCAUGAUGAUAGAUGGAACAAUAAUGUCUCGAACCGGGGAUCCAAUUACAAUAGAGGACCUCCAAGAGGGAAUAGAGGGAGCAGAAACAAUCGUAGAAGUGGUUACAGAAAUUUUAAUGCCGGUUCAUCAAGAUUCAGAAACAGACUGGAAAAUGUUGAUGAGGAUGGAGAUGUUUCCAUGGCUGGAGACUCAAGUGGCAGAGGUCAAGGCAGUCGAUUGUAAGUUUAAAUGGGUUUAUUUUUUUACUUUAUUGUGGUGUUGUGAAGUCUUAUCUUAUACUCAAACUCAUCAGUUGAUGGAGCCUACCAUGAGUUUUUUUUCAUCUACCGAUGAGGACAUGUGUAAAAUAUAAUACUAUAGCUAUGUUAAUUUAUAACCCAAAUUUUUAUUCACUUAUUAAUUAAUUUAGUUUAAGACUGUAUUAACUGACUCUAAAUAACAGUUAUCAAACUUAGUUAUAUAAAAAAAAAACUCUAAUAAUGACACUCAUCUUUAUUGUGUGCAUGUGUGUUGAUAGAGCACACAUAGUGGAUUUUAAAUCACAGGCCAAGAUGGCUGCUGUCUUCUGACUUAAGUUUUUGAGGUUUCCAAGAAUAGUGACCUUUCUAAGCUGAAAGUCCACUCUAUGCUGCUAUUUUUCCAUAGUUGAUGAUGUCCGCUUAUGAAUUUGAACCUCACUAUCUCUUGGUAGAAAAGCGGAUAAUGCUACCAGAGUAACCCUAUGCUACAUUUCUGAUAUACAAAUUCUUGAAUAAGCUCUAAAUUUUGUUGCAAAUCAGAUAUGUAAUUAUUAUUAGCAAUUGCACUCAAAUUCUUUAUUUAUAUAAUUAUAUAUCUACAGCAAUCCCUAUGGUAAUAACAGAUCAAGGGCAAGGGGUAACAAUCGUGGCGGGCGGGGAGGAAACAAUAGAGGGCUUGAUCCAGCUGCAAAAAGUGCAGCAGCCACAUAUAGGAAGACAGAGUCAUGGUUCAAGAUCAUGAUUCCCUUUGGUGCAGCUCUACCCCAAGAUGAAUUGUUUAAAAUGAUAAUCUCAAAUAUUGAUGGGCCUUUUGAUCCAAUCAAGGUAAUAUUAGUUGUAUAUCAUACUUUAAAUAAUUUUCAGUACAUUAAAACACCAAAGAAUGUUAUUUAAGUUUACAUUGAAUACAUUUCUAUCCCUCCAGGGAUUAUGCUAUAUGAACUAACAUGUUUUAUUAUUUUAAUGACAUUUUUUUUUUAGUACUCCACAGAUGAAAAACGGGCUUAUUUUUUUGUUAAAGGAGUGGAAAUGGCAGACAGUCUUCGAGCCAUUAGUCGUCGAAUUAAGAAACCAGAUGGUCAUUUACUUAUUUUUCAUGUCUCUCCAUCACAACCUCCAGUGGAUCCUGUAGUUGAUAAAGCCACCAUUGAAAAGUUAAAGGUAAUUUUGUACAGGCUGCUUGUUAAACCUUAAGUCAUUCCUGUCUGUUUCAGCUAUGAAGAAAAGCAAUAUAGUCUACAUUCCCCUUGCUGUCCUCUAGGAUAAAAAUUCCAGCAAAGUGUUUAUUUUAUAUUCGUAUUACUCGUUGUUUUUUCACUGAAGAAGGCAUCUUGCCAACACUUUCAUUGCUUUGUUGUGUCUUUUUAUCAGGUUUUCCCCAUUCCUUGUUUCACAGAUUUUCUUCUGCCUAAUGUGAUUAAAGUCUCUCCCCUCCUUAGUAUCAAUAUGAGGAAAACCAGAAGUUUUAAAGCUUGUUUUGUUUUGAUUUAUAUGCCUGUUAUUACAACUUGUCUUAUAUCUCUUGACAAUUUUUGUUAAAUGCCUUUAUUUUCCUAGCUAUUAAUGUCACUUUUUUUUUACUUACACCUUUCUGUGUGCAUAUGUCUUUAGUUCAUUAAAUGGGUUCAUAUAAUUAAUGAACAAAUAGCUCAAUUCAAAAUAUAGUAUGUAUGAAAAUUGGAGUUAUAUUCUCUUGUUUGGAAAAUAGAUUAAGCAAAUAAGUUGGGAAACUGGGUAAUGAAUAUAAUAAUUUAUCCUAUGGUUACAAAAACACAUUUAAAACAAAAUUGUUGAGAAAUUAAUACAUUUUGCUCUAUAAAAUUCAUUUUUCUCUGUCCAUUAGAUCCGUAUGAGUGACAGGUAUGACCCAUCUACACAAGUGUUGAAUUUGAGUGCCUUGUUUUCGGAUGAUGUCCUCACCCAAGAAAACAUUUUUUUACCUCUUAACAGAGCUUCAACAAUGGCAGCAGUCACCAAAAUUAUUGGAGAGAACAUACCAGAGGUUAGGUUUUGCCUUUUUUUAUUCUUGAAAUAAUGUUUUAAGUUGCCAAAAGCUAGAAAUGAAUUGAAUUUCAAUUAAUUGUUUAAUAAUAUGCGCAUAUUUGAGAAUAUUUUACAAUGUUUGUUUUCUAGUUGGUUGGUCUUGAUGUGAGCAAGAACAAGCUGUUGUCCCUAGGUCACUUGACAGAUCUAGUCAAAGUUACACCAAAUGUUCAGUCAUUAAAUCUUGGGGAAAAUCAGUUACGUUCAAUUGAUGAACUGGAUAAACUGAAGGGGUGGCAGAACAUUGUUGAGGUUGUCCUGAAAGGAAAUGACCUGUGCAAGAAUUUCUCCAACCAGGGGGCUUAUAUCAGGUAACACCAGUGUACUCAUGGUACUCCAGGCAAGUAUGAAUUGUGUGUUGAAUUGAAACAGUGAACUAACACCUUCCUUGAAGAAAUUCCACUGUACAAUUAACUUGAAUUUUAAAGAAAAAGGAGAAUUUUGGCUGCUGCAUUAUGACUUUCUUGUCAACAAUGGUUUCAAGUUUAUAGAAACAUUGAGAACUGUUUUACUUUGAACCUAAAUUAUUCAGGUCACUUGCAUUCUGCUUUAUAAAUGAGGCUAUGUCUUUUAAAAGUGGUUGGAUAAAAGAAACAGGAAUAGUUGGGGGGUCGAAGAAAAAAGGCAUCUUAAAAUAUGUUUUUAGUCCUUGCAUUGUCUUUUAUGUUGUCUUGGCUUUAAAAAGUACAUAAUAAAGAUGCAGGUCAAUAAUCAAAUCUAAAUUUGAUUAUUUCGGUAUGCUUGGACAGUUACCUGUAAUAUUGAAAUUUUUUAUUGCCAACAAAAUUUUAUUAUAUCUCUGUUGAAUUAGUGUCCAUUUAUGCACUAGUCUAACCAGACAUUAAUAGGAAGGAUUAUAGCAUCGUUUAAUUUUAUUUUAGAAAAUAAAACGCAUAUAAUUUUGUCACAUAUUGUUAAUUUAAAUACUGUUUCAGUCUUUUGUUACGAAAUAAUAUCUCAUCUAUCAGAUAGUGCUAGUUACUUAUCUGAUUUUUCUACUUCUGCUUCAAAUUUAAAACCUAAAUCGAACAAAAAGUUUUUUUAAUGAAAACUUUGUUAAUAUUAGCUUGAUGUAAUUGUUAUUUACAAGGGUUAUCCUUGAAAGCAGCAAAGUCAUUGGUUAUUCAGAAGACUGAUGUGUCAAGAUAAUGUGGCUUGAAUAUCUUACCUUCUAAUAUUAAGCUGCUGUGAACAGAUGGCCAGGAUGCACUGUAUAUAAAAAGCUAUCAACAUGACCUUGCCUGUGAUGCACCCAGUUAAGGUCAUGUGAGAAAAACUGUGCAUUAUUUAUAUGGAAAAAUCACACAAUAUAGAAGUGUCGAAAUUUCUCUCAUUGUUCUGUACUCUGCAGACCAAUGAAGGUAAUUUUAGAUAAAUUGUGUGUCAAGAUUCCUCACUUUAAUGCAUUUACAACAAAACUAAUAUUGUCAUCAUUGUCAUAUGAUAGUUUGUUGCACAAAGAGGAAUUUUUAUGGAGAAGAGUUUUUUUCUCCAGCAUAAGCGCUUAUUCUUAAAAGCAUAAAUGGUUGCACAGAAACCAUUGUCACAAACUAUUAAGGCCAUCUAUUUUAAGCCAUCGAUUUGAGUCUGACUGAUUACCUUGACCUUGCUGCUAUAUAUUCUCUACUCAUGGCUAUUUCAAAGAAAGAGAUGUAAUAUCUGUUUAUCUAUUUACAGUCUGUCAUUAGCAUAAAACUAAAUCUUAUGAAAACAUUGGGCCUUUUGUGGCUACUUAGGCUUUAAUAAAAAAAAAAGAAAUGUAAUAAAAAUAUUUUCUAUUUACCUCAGCUUGUUAAUAAGUGGAUCAGAUGUGGGUGCAGAACUGAUAAGAUGUGGGGGCAGAACUAAGUAAUUUCAUAAUCAAACAAUUUUAAGAGAUCCUCUCCUCUAGUAUACACAAGUUAUAAAGUCCUUUUAACCUUUCUUUUUCAGUAGCAGAACUAACAUUUUAUUUCAGGCCAUUUUUUCUCUUAAUUUAAUAUCAAUAUUCUUUAAAGAAACAGUUGCUUUUAAGUGAUAAUAUUUAUUUUUCAUAACUUAUUUGUUUCAAAGGGCCAUUCUACGCCAAGGAGGUUGUAAUAGAGAUGUUAAAGUUAAAAGAUCAGCCCAUGCUGAUUUGCUAAUUUAUAAUUUUGCAGUACUAUAAGCUCUAUCUCCUUUCUUUAAAAGGAGACAAUUAGAUUGUAGUUUUAAGAUUAUAUAUGUUAGAUCAUCAUCUAACAUAAUUAAAUGUGAUUGUUUUUGUUAUUGAUCAACUGUGUUGAAAUAAAUGUGUUUUGAAAAUUUUUGUGUUAAGGUGUCUUUUUCUUAAUAAGACUUUAUAACAUUUGUAAUAUAAAUAUAAAUUUGUAUAUUUGUGGGAACACCUUUUUAAAAAUAACAUUACAGAUGUAAUUGGCAUAGAAAAAAAAAAUAAUUAAAAACUUAAAAGCAGAAUAAGGUGAUCUGAUAUAAUACUUUUUAAAAAUUUAAAGUCGCAGACAGCAUUUAAUUUUCUUUUUUUGUUUUUGUUUCUGUACUCUGAUGCAAAUUUAAAAAAACAAACUUUGUCCUAAUUACCUCUUGACUUGGUCGUAAUAACCGCUGACACAGUCAUAUGCCAUUGUAAGGAUUCUGUGGCCUCCACCAUAAACUAAUUUUUCAAAAAAAAACUAACAAAUGGUUUUAGAUGAAAAUUUAGAAGUAGCUAAACUACCAGUUUUAAGUAGAUAGGCACUGGUAGUGAGAGUCUUUCCAAGCUAUGUCAAGUAUUGUAAUUGCCUGGGCAGCAGCAUCAUACAAUCUCCAGAGCGUUGUAGCUUGAGAAUUUCAUCGCUUUUUUAAAAUUUUUUUAAAUGAUGUAGACUAGAAAAUUAAUAUUUCUUAAAAUAAAUUAUGAUGCAUUUUAAAUAAGGAUAGGAUAUUUAUUGACAAAUUUGGCAGCUUAGGUAUUUUAUAAAGUAGCAUGACUUUCUUAGUUUUAUGGUAGUAAUUAUACAUUCUAACAUAAUAUCAUCUUAUAUUUUUAUAACACUAGCGCGGUUCGAAAAACAUUUCCAAAAGUUGUGAAACUGGUAAGUAAGCUGAGACAAAAGAAUUUUCUUCUUCUCUUUUUCAUUUUUCUUGGAAUUUUUCCAAUAAAUCUGUUAAUUUAAAGUUAUUUAAAAUCUAAUUUCUAAAUCAAGUUGGGAUGAUUUGAGGAUUUACACAAUAGUUUAAAGUAGAAAUUUCUAAAUUUUUUUAAAGGAUGGUACAGAUUAUCCCCCACCAAUAACAUUUGACCUGGAGACAAACUUAGUUCUUCCACCAUGCAAGGUCAGUACCAUGAGACAUUUAUUUAGGGUACAUGGAAACUGAUAUAGUUUAUAAUAUACAUUAUGUAUAAAAUUACAUUAUGUUUUAUACUAAAACAAAAUAGUUUGUUCAAGAGUAUUCUCACUAUAAAUAUAUUUCAACAGGAAAGUUACUUUAUUAAUGAUGACAUCAAAGGUUUGGUGGUCACCUUCAUCAAAGAAUAUUACUCUAUCUAUGACUCGGAUAGAAGGAAGGAGUUAAUGCCAGCUUAUCAUGACAAUGUAAGAAGCCUAAUUUAAUAAACUAAUUAACAUUAAAUCAACUUUACUGCUAGUCUUAGAUGUGUAUUUGCUAAAUAAUUCUUUAUUAAAAGUAUGUCCACUGGCUUGGAGAUAACAUUAACAGAUACUUUUGUAUUCAGUUAAAUCCAUGAUAUCAGAUAUUAAUAUGUAAACAAUGUUUUAUUGAAGUUUUAAAUAUUUAUAUAUGUGUCUUUCAUUUUUGAAAUAUUGUAACCAUUCUUACACCAGUGUAACCGUUCCUCCUGUGAGUUGGUUCAUAACUUCUGAGAGUUAUCUAAAUAAUAAAUAAGUAACUAUUGCUGCCACUUCUUCAUAUUAAAAAUAUGAAUUCCAGUGUCGCAAACGAUAUACUUUAUUUACAUGGAACUCAAUAAAUAAUCACUGGAAUAACAGAAGUAAUAAUAGCAGUAAUAUAAUAUGAUAUGCAGCUCCAAAAUAUAUAGGAUCACUUAUUAGACAUUCAUUAAUAUAUAUGUCUACCCUGGUCUAAGAUGUCUGCUCAACUUCCUAAAAUUAUCCCUGCUUCUUCCGCCCACAAAACUGCUGUGCAAAACAAGUCUCAUGUGCAAGUGUCUUGCGAUUUUACAAAUACUAUUUUUAAUUCAUUUUUUGCAGGCUCAGUUUUCCAUAUGUUCUGUAAAUAACCCUCUCCUGGAAAGGUGCGUAUGACAUUUAUAGAAAUACAUAGUAUAAUAUUAAUAUGUUUAAUAAAGUAUAUUUUAUGUACUGUAAAUACUUACGCUGCAAAGUUACUUGUCAAAUCACUGAAAACAUAAUUAAACAGUGGGAAGAGGUGCAAACCUCAACAUUACCCCUAUAUAUGUAUACUUUGUGAAAAUUGCUAUACUGUGAACCUCAUGGGGACAAACAUCUAUGUUGCCAGAUUUUCUUUGGUGAAUAUGAGGGAAAUGUUUCUAUUAUUGGGGAAGGGUAACCAGCCCACACCUAAAAUCCAUAUUACAAUUUGUGUCAAGCUCCCAAACUUGUCAAAUCCCUUACUUACAUGGCACGUCUCUUUAACUUUACAGUUAAAUGAUUUCUUUUUCAAAUUUUUUUAAAAAUUCCAUUUUAUGUGUUUGUUUUUCAACCUUUCUCUUUACUUUAGGCAAAUUGGCUUCAAGUCCUAUUACGAUGACAGUCGCAAUUUAAAAAAGAUUGGCCAUUUUGACGCAGGUGACAGAAAACGUUCAUAUUUACUUGUUUAAUUAAUUGGUCUUGUUUAGAAAAAAAAAAUUAAAGAUUUCACUGGCUUUAAUUUUCUCUUACUUUUAAAAAUCUAUUUGAACCAUUUAUUCUAGUCAACUUUCAAUUAAAUUGCUUUGUAGUUUCAUAUAGUAUUAUUGAUUUAUUAUAUAGAAAAAUUGGCUAAGAAAAUCAAAACUGGAGUUCUUUCUGUUAUCUCUACUUUGGAGAACCUUCCAAAAACAACACAUGAUGUCAACUCUUUCAAAGUGGAUGUCUGUACAGCAACAGUAUGUAUCUUGUUUAGCCACUGGUAACAUUUCAUUCCAUUUGAUCAGGGGUAAAAUUUUAAAUUGAAAAUACAGAGGCACUUGUUGAAAAUUUAGGAUGCCAAGCAAACACUUUGAUUGUCAAAAUACUUUCAUUCCUGUAUAUUAAUAAAAUUAUAUUGUUUUACCCUUCAUUCUAGCCAACAAUGUUAUGCUUCAUCCUGCAAGGUGUAUUUAAAGAGAGUAAGUAAAGAUUGUUUGAAUACAUGACGUUGGUGUAUAUAAUUCACUAAUACAUUUAUAAAAACAAACCAAUGUUACAAGUUUUUUAAAUUCUAUAGAAUUAUCAUUUUGGCAUAAAUAAAACUACUCAUGUUCACCAACCAACCCAUUCCCACCUGAAACACUGUUUUUUGCCUUACGAAAUUCACACACACCUCCGCCCAUCUUUCUGACUUUCUCUGCAUCUGCAAUAUGCUUGUUCUGUGCCCCUAACUACAUAACAAAAACAACUGCAAAUUUUAAUGUCUUGAGAACACAAACUUCUUUAUUAAAAAAAAACAAUGUUUUUAACUUAUUUUGUCAUUAAAUUACAAGAGUGGGAAGUUCAGCAUGGCUAUCUGUGCUCAAGCAAAGUUUACUAGCAAGCUUAGAUGAUGAAACAAUAUAAAAGUUGGAUGAAAAGUCUAUUGAAAGUGAUACAGAAAUUGAGAAAGUGAUGAUGAUAAUCUAAGUCUAAUGAUAACUCAGAAUGGAGCUUGAAAAUUAGUUCUAUUACAUGGGUACAUGGUGCUUAAUGGCAGGCAACCUUGACCAUAGUGAUCACAAUGAACUUCUGGAAAUAUACAGAUAUGUAAUUUCAGAUUCUUUGUUUGAAAGGCUAUUCUUAUACUAAAAUAUAUGACCAUAUUUUUAAUCUUGAUUAUUAAAUUUAGUUCAUUUUUGUAAUAUUGCCAUAAGAACUUUUGUUUUUUUAAAGAGUUAUGCCCCUUUGCCUGGGCAAAAGUAUGUAAUAGUGGGUUAAUUCAUACAGAUGUUGGAAAAAAUUUUAAUGAAAUGAAGAAUAUAUGAUUUAAAAUCUAAAUGAAAGUCUUCUCUAUUUCUGUCUCAAAUAAUUUUAUUUUCUAAUCAUCUUGUUUUAAUAUUACGCUAUUUAUUAUUUUUUUAAUCUAAUAACAUUUUCAUAACACCUUAAAAAGAAAUGUCAUAUAUAUUUAUUUUUCCAACAGUUGAUGCCCGAUCUGACAAGCCAUUGAUUCGAUCCUUUUGUAGAUCCUUCAUCACAGUUCCAUCUGGUCCUGGGUAAUCUGAACAUUUUAAAAUUAUUUUGAUGUCUCAGUUACUGCUAAAUUAUUUCUCUAAAACUAUCAAUAUUUCUGUUUUAAGUAGACUUUAAAAUUAGUUAAUGAGUUAAUUAAAGGGUAGUUCUGUUUAUUGUUAAGUUUUACCAGACCAGUGUGGAAGGUUCAUCUCUUAUAUAUGGUAGUAAAAAUAUUAAAAAGUUGUUUAUAUAUAUAUAUAUAUAAAAUAUAUAUAUAUAUAUAUAUAUAUAUGCAGUAUUUUUCCUAAAGUUUACUGAUAGCUAAAACCUAUUUACUCACUUUCCCUAGGAUGGUAAUAACAAAUGAUAUGUUAACCAUUUCAAACGCUGGAAUUGAACAAACCAGGGUAAGUAAUUUAGAAGUUACUUAAGUAAAAAUGUUAUUGGAAGCACUUCGUAAUUGAAACAUAGAUUGGUGAAAAUAGAAAUUUUUAAUAUUUCAUUUCAUUAUUAUUCAAUUCUUUUGCUUCAGAAUGCAUUCAAAGAAGCUGCCCCAACACCAUCAUCUAGCCCAGUGUCAAGUAGUCAGUACUCGGCAGGCCCAAGUACUUCUCAGAAUGCAGCGAGACCUCCGGCUCCAUUUUUGUCACCAGAAAAAAUGCACAUGCUAGAGAACUUUGUUGCCCAGUCUAAUAUGAACCCAGAGUUUUCACUAAAGUAAGCCACAUGCAUUUUAGUAUUGAAUUUUUAUUUUAUAGCUUGCAUUUUGCAAUGCCCAGUCUAAUUUGAACCCCGAGUUUUCACUAAAGUAAGCCAUGUGCAUUUUAGUAUUGAAUUGCUAUUUUAUAGCUUGCAUUUUGCAAUGCUGUUCCUUAACUUACAGAAUCUGUAGAUAUGCAAAUGAUACAAUCUUAAAUAUUUGGUUUCACUUUUAAAACUUUUUUUUGUUCUUUCUUUGCAUACUAGGUGCCUGGAGGAAAAUAACUGGGAUUAUCUAAAAGCUGGUCAAGUAUUCACAGAUUUAAAUGUAAGUAUAAUUUUCUUUUAACCUCCAAGUGUAAUUGGAUUAAAUUUUUUAUUUUCACAGCAAGUUUAAGCACAAAACAUACCCUAUUUUAUCAAAACUAUUAUGAGUGUAAGUGAAAAGAUGAAAGAGUUGAACUUAAUCCAAACUACACAAUAUCUUCACUUAAACUAAAGUUAGAAUGAAAAUCUUUAAUAAAAUUAAGUGUUAUAAAUAAAAUGGAUAUUUAAUUGACUUUAUAAGUAAAGUCAAUAUUUGACAGUAUCCAGUGCAUUUAUAUUAUAAAAUGUAUCUUUAACUUAGAUUUUUUUUUUUUUUCUUCUUAAAAUUUGAUCAGAACCAAGGCAGGAUUCCUCCUGAGGCAUUUGUCAAAUCUGAAAUUGUUUCUUGAUACACGGCCACUGAAGGAUAAUCUUAUUUAAAAACUACUGUUUAUGCCAUUUAGAAAGAUCCUGUUCAUUAAAAUGUUUAACCCUGUGCAACUCUAACCUCAUCAUAAACAUGUCUAGUGGUUGAAGUUUUUUAAAAUACAGAACAUUUUUAAUGAGCUACAAAGGAUUUUUUUGUUUAGCGGUACACCUCAGAAAUUACAUUUUUUAAAAAUAAAUAGAAUAUUAACAAAUUGAAUUCAUUGUUGUUUUAAUUUGUAUUAAGUGUAAAAAUAGAAAAUGUUAAAUAAAUGUUAUUUAAAAAACUUUGAUACAUGAAGCUGAAUAGCAAUAUAUGCCCUGAAUGAGCAGAUAUCAGAAUUAGGUGG